Messenger RNA from Cataglyphis hispanica, 3536 nucleotides. Its product is annotated as caseinolytic peptidase B protein homolog. Gene Ontology annotation, cellular component: mitochondrion; cytoplasm. The record is from RefSeq and is a predicted model, not a curated record. The transcript has 11 exons. The coding region runs from base 572 to 2494 and encodes 640 amino acids. Gene Ontology annotation, biological process: cellular response to heat. Gene Ontology annotation, molecular function: ATP hydrolysis activity; ATP binding; protein binding. NCBI's taxonomy places the organism in Eukaryota, Metazoa, Arthropoda, Insecta, Hymenoptera, Formicidae.
AUCGUCGAGCGCGACGUUUCUCGAAAAAUCGAACGAUCGACCGCGGCCACGGCUCGCGCCUGUCGCUACGAACGACGAAAUAAUUUGCUACUCGAUAAUCAAGAUAAGGUUUGACGAAAUACAAAAUUAUUUCUACUCAUGACGCGAUCGAGGUGUGAUUAUUUGAAUUUGAACGCGGAUAGCGAUAGUUUGUAGAAUCAUAUCGCGCAAUAUGGCGGCUGUAAACGAGACAUCGAGAAGGAUUUUCAGAAUUAUAUUUUCAAAUCGUCACGCAGCAAAGUUUAUAAGCACAGAGAGUGUUCUAUAGAAGAUUGCCGGGAUCGUUACUUGUCGCUAUAUAGAUGAUACUCUUGACUCAUGACUCACUAUAAAAAUUAUCGAUUAAUUCCAGUUGUGUGGAUCGUGUAAAUAUAAUAAACCGACGCAAAGACGUUAUGUUGUUAUAGCAACUAUCUGUAACCUUUAAUAAUCUGACGUCGAUUCGCAUCGACGCUCGACACGUGUGGUGUGACGUUUUCAAAACUAGUCGGCAAUAUAGUGGCAAACCCAGCGCAAAAAUUGACAGAUCGAAAUGUCACGAUUAUACGUAUUAAAAUUAUGCUCCGUGAUGAAAAACGCCAGAACGUCGGAGUGUGUUUUGAAUCGAUUUCACCUUAAAUACGGUGAUCGAUCAAACAACGCGAUAUGUCGGAGAGGUUAUUCUGAACAUUCCUCGCAACUGGCAUCGCGGAUUUAUCCGUUGUACAGAUUGUUGGACAGAGUAUUGUCCGAUUGUCCCGUGAAACUUUCAACAACGAAACAAGAAUACAGAAAAUACGACAAUAAGUACAGAAGACAUUACAAGCAUCUUGGAAUUCUCUUAAGCAGUCUUGGAUUUAUAAUGGCAUUUUGCGAUGCUCCAAAUUUUGCAGAAAAGAGAUUUUUUCGUUCUGCUCAGUAUGGUAAUAUUUCAGAAUUAAAAAAGGCUAUUGCUGAUGGCAUUGAUGUAAACAUUAGACAUCCAUUGGGUUGGACAGCAUUACAUACUGCUGCUAUAAAUCAAAAAGUAGAAGUCAUCAAAAUUUUGUUGCAGAAUGGUGCUGAUGUAAAUGCAGGGGAUAAUUUUGUUAAUGUAUAUAGAACCGCCAUGGAAAUGGGCUUACAUUCUUUGGAUGUUCUUAUGAAGAGAGAGGAAGAAUUUUCUGAUCGAUUGAAUAAUCGUGCUACGUUUCAAGGUUUUACAGCAUUGCAUUACGCUGUAUUGGCCGAUUCAAAAAUAUGUGUGAAAGCAUUAUUAGAUGGAGGAGCAAACCCAACUGUAGAAAAUGAAGCUGGCCAUCGAGCAGUUGAGUAUGCUACAGAAGGAGAAAUCAAAGAAAUGCUUAUCAAACAUGCUAUUAAAUAUGAUGAAAUAGUAAAAGAGAAGGAAGCGGAAGAACGUCGUCGAUUUCCAUUGGAACAACGUUUGAAGCAACAUAUUGUUGGGCAGGAAGGACCAAUUUCUAUUGUUGCAUCUACUAUUAGGAGGAAGGAAAAUGGUUGGAUAGAUGAAGAGCAUCCAUUGGUAUUUCUCUUCUUGGGUUCGUCAGGCAUUGGCAAGACGGAAUUAGCCAAACAAUUAGCUGCUUAUAUUCAUAAAGAUAAACGAGACAGUUUUAUUCGAUUGGAUAUGUCUGAAUAUCAGGAAAAACAUGAGGUUGCAAAAUUAAUUGGAGCACCACCAGGAUAUGUGGGACAUGAUGAUGGUGGACAACUGACCAAACUUUUAAAAAAACACCCUUCUGCUGUUGUAUUAUUUGAUGAGGUUGACAAAGCCCACCCUGAUGUUUUGACUAUUCUACUACAGCUCUUUGAUGAAGGAAGAUUGACCGAUGGUAAAGGAAAAACAAUUGAAUGCAAGAAUGCCAUUUUUGUAAUGACAUCAAAUUUAGGAAGUGAAGAAAUUGCAGAGCAUGCAAUGCAACUCAGAGCAGAGGCUGAAAGAUUAUUAAACCAUAGGCUAACUAAUACUUCUAAAGAUCAAGAACCGGAACGUAUUGAGAUAUCUCGUAACUUUAAAGAUCAAGUGGUACGUCCGAUAUUGAAAGCUCAUUUUCGGAGAGAUGAAUUUCUGGGAAGAAUAAACGAAAUAGUAUACUUUUUACCAUUUUCCCGAGCAGAAUUAAUAAAAUUAGUCACCCGGGAAUUGGAAGCGUGGGCUACGCGUGCAAAAGAAAGGCACAUGAUCGAAUUAAAGUGGGAAAGAGAGAUCUUAUCGGUAUUGGCAGAUGGUUACGAUGCUCAUUAUGGUGCUCGUUCCAUUAAGUAUGAAGUAGAAAGACGUGUUGUCAAUCAAUUAGCAGCAGCUCACGAACGCGGGCAGCUUGGUAAAGGAUGUUGCGUAUUGUUAAAAGCAAAGUGGCAUGAAAAUGGUGCAAGCAUAAUCCUUUCUGUUAGGCAAAAGGGUUCAAAAAAUUUUGUCGAUAUUAUAGAAACAGAUAAAUUGACGACAAACGUUAAUUCAAAAUUUUUAUAAUUAAUGCUAUGUAUAUAGAAAGAAAGGAUGCAACAUUAUUUUAAUUUGUACAUAAAUACAGUACUACUAUUAUCUGAAAAAGAAGUAUAUAUAUAUAAUGUUGAAGUCGGUCAUUUGUAAUAUGGUACAGUAUAUAAAACAUAAUAUACAUAUUGAUAUUGAUUUAUAAUUUAAAUGUAUAAAACAUAUAAUAAAAUGUAUGGAAAAAAGAUUGGGGAAUAUAUUUUAUAAAUUGCAAAUCUGUGAGAGAAGUGUGGGAUAGAAUACAUAUGAUUCCUGAUGUAAAUAACUUUAUUUUAGAUGCAAUUAUGAUUGGAUCGAGAAUACAUUACAAGAAAAUAUUAAUUACACAUCACAUUUAGAAUACAUUACUUGCUCUUCGCGGUGUGUGUGUGUACGGAGACGAGAGACUUACUUUUAAAAACUCUUCAAAACCUGUCGCAGCAAGAACGUUCUUUCUACUUUACUUUAAAAUCACGACACAAGUAAGAUAAAACAAUCCUUCUUAUCCUUAUUAUUGGCAGGACAAACGUCACCAUUUUUUUCACUUUUUAAAUCUCUUGUUAAUUAAGAUAUUAAGUGAGGCUUUUCUUGGUAUACCGUAUAAUGCAAGGCAAAUUCAGGUUCAUCAAUAGGUGCGUUUAUUGAUUGAAGAACCACGAACGAGUUUUCUUUUCAUUCACAUACAAAAUAUAACAACUCGCGCAGGUUCUGUAAAACAACUGAUGUGUCGCGACAUCAAUUUUUCAUCGGUGAACAAUUGAGUUUUCAGCAUACACAUCAAAUAAUCGAGUAAUUUUUUUCAUUUGGUAUAAAUAUAAUUUGACAUAAGCUUUGAAAAAUUGAGCUCCUUAUGUAACGAGAAUAUGUGUAAGUAUACUUUAUAAAGAACUCUUCGUCGACGUGGUGUAGAAUAUAGAAUACAUAUCGAAAGUACAUUUCAGCAGACACACCCAAGAUGAUUGUACGACGGUAAACAUAUAUAUGUAUAUAUAUGUAUAUAUAAGAACAUUUUUUUGUCAAGAAUGUAUAUUAAUAUUAA